Molecule: messenger RNA, 913 nt
Organism: Camelina sativa (false flax)
Lineage: Eukaryota; Viridiplantae; Streptophyta; Magnoliopsida; Brassicales; Brassicaceae
Product: pre-mRNA-splicing factor SPF27 homolog
Biological process (GO): mRNA processing
Source: RefSeq, a predicted model, not a curated record
AGAGGAUUUCUUCAAAAGAAAAAAAAAAAAAAAAAGCAGUCAACACAACCCAACUGACAACUCUAAUCUGAACCUGAUCCUCGUUUCUUUCUCUCUCUCAAAACCGUAACUUCUCCUCCUGCAAUCGAUCGAAUCCAACAGAGAUUUGAAAUUGAGAAUUUUGCAGAGAGCAAUUGUCAAAAAGAAGACGGUGUCGAUCUCACGGCCAAGAUUUAGGUCAUGUGACGAGGAGGUCUGGUUCCGCCGCGAUGAGGACUAAUACCACCGCCACGCAGCGACGGACACGAAAGGUUGUGACUCCUAAGCCUGAGAAAUUGGGAUGGGAGCAAUAUCUUCAGAAGAAUCAUCGGUCAUUGCAACAGAAGAUGAUCGAGCUUGAGAAUUUGGAGAUGAUGUCAAAACAUGGCCCUGAACUUUGGAGACAGAACAACCAUCGGUUAGAAGUAUUCUUGUCCAGAAUGCAAAGACUAGCUCAAGAGCAGAAUACUGGUUUGAGUACUGGUAUUGUUGAAUUGAGUUAAGAAAUAGACAACUGGUUUGAAUACUGGUAUUGUUUCCAUGGAUGUUUCUGCAGUAUAGUGAAGAUCAUAGGGGAAGGCGUAACAGUUUGAGAAAGGAGAUCAUUUUGUUUUUGUACUGCAAUUUGCCGGUGGGGGCUAUUGUUUAUGGGCUGUUCUUUUUUCUUUUCUCUGUUUUGGUUCUUGUCUAGAAACGUAAAAGUCUUUUUUUUUUUCUCUGUUUUGAAAAUUCUCAUUGAGUGACUUGCAACCUAGUGGUUCAGUGUCUUUUUUUGUUCAAUGAAACGUAAAAUUACGAGACUGCAACUUUCUUUGGGCUUUACAAAGUUUGCAAGAUUUACACUUGGAGAAUAUUGAGUUAUGGUCUGAUUGUGCUGCGGCAAUUGAGGCAGUAA